AUGGAUGCUCUGAGUAUUAAUUGUUUUUUCGAUGGGAAAGAAUUUUGGUCCCGGUACCCUGAAAACUCGUUAAGGCUAUUUCUGGGCUGCAAAAUUAAGCUUGAUUUUUUGAGUUUAUCAAAUUUUUCGAAUCCACUCACGAUUCCUCCUGUUGUUAAAAGAAUUAAAUUAUUGAAUACUGUAUUAACAAGUUAUGAAAUCCCUGGUGUAAAGAAGAUGGAUAUCAACUUGGCACCUACUGGUGUGGAAGACCAAACAUACACCUUUUCUUCUGACUUGAAGGAAUUACAAAUCAAAACUAAACGGUCGAUCAAAGUGAGUUUACCUCCGAACUUAUGGAAACUCGUGAUAAGUACACAUCUGAGUUCAGUGGAUUUUGUAUCUGAAGAAUUGCUUAAUCUAAAGGUUUUAUCACUUUCGUUGCCAAACAUUGAAUUUUUUCACGAAACUGGAAUAGUUGCUCCAAAUUUGACAAAGCUAGUCUUGACUAAUUGUGGAAAUUUGUCCAAUUAUGAUGAAUUACGACAAUUCCAUCAUUUAAAACACUUAUUGGUUGAAAAUUCUAGUUAUCCCAUAGAUUUGUUUAGUGAAGACUCUUUCCCCAAGCUAGACAAAUUGGAAUACCGUGGAUGUUACAUGCCAAAUUUA
Messenger RNA from Candida albicans SC5314, 648 nucleotides. RefSeq lists its product as uncharacterized. The annotation marks the transcript as partial. The transcript has a single exon. NCBI's taxonomy places the organism in Eukaryota, Fungi, Ascomycota, Pichiomycetes, Serinales, Debaryomycetaceae. The record is from RefSeq and is a predicted model, not a curated record.